Rhineura floridana is the source of this 2120-nucleotide messenger RNA. It is a transcript of the gene UBIAD1, whose product is annotated as UbiA prenyltransferase domain containing 1. The record is from RefSeq and is a predicted model, not a curated record. Gene Ontology annotation, cellular component: endoplasmic reticulum; Golgi membrane. The transcript has 4 exons. The coding region runs from base 549 to 1556 and encodes 335 amino acids. Gene Ontology annotation, molecular function: prenyltransferase activity. Gene Ontology annotation, biological process: menaquinone biosynthetic process; vitamin K biosynthetic process. NCBI's taxonomy places the organism in Eukaryota, Metazoa, Chordata, Lepidosauria, Squamata, Rhineuridae.
UGAGUAGCCUUCAAGUUCAUCGACGCUCCGCAUUCCUCUGGCUGCUGCAGCAGCAGGCCAGCAGGGCCACCCCUCCGGCAGGUAGCCAUUCGCCUUAGAUCAAAUGGGGCUUCCCUCUGUAACUUUUUGAGAGUUUUUUUUUGCGGGGGGGGGCAGAUCUGAUGUUUUAACUUGUGUUGUACACCGCUUUGAGUUUUGUUUCGGACAUAAGCGGCAUACAAAUCGUCUAAAUAAAUGCAUAAAUCUGAGGGCGGAACUGUUGAGUCAGCGGGGCUCGGUUUCCGGCGGGGCUGUUUUCGGAGGCGGACACGCCUGGUCUCCUUCCGAGGAGGCCGAGAGAGAGAGAGGCGCGGAGGCGUCAAUGGCAGAGGGGAAGAGGCAGGAGGUCCGCGGAGAGAGCCUGGGCUUCUCGGUAUCCACCUUCUCUGGGCGAAUGGCAGGCUGGAUCACAGGUCAAGGACACAAUCCAUCUAGGUGAAAGCACUCAGCGAGGGCGUGGAGCAAGACUGGUUCACUUCUGACGCCUGGCCUUGCAGCAGCCUGUUUGAAUGAUGGAAGUGGAGGAUGAAAUUGAAAAGAUCAAUAUCGUCGGGGAGAACCACCAUGAGAGUGAGCCGGGUGAUCUGGGGCUGCUCAGCGCCCCAAAGGCCGCCCCCAGCACCUGGCAGCACAAAUGCGCCUCUUACGUCCUGGCUCUCCGGCCCUGGAGCUUCAGUGCCUCCCUCACCCCAGUGGCCCUGGGCAGUGCCCUUGCCUACCGCUCCCGGGGGACUUUGGACCCAGGACUGCUGGUUGGCAGCGCGGUGACCGUCUUGGCGGUCCACGGGGCCGGGAACCUUGUGAACACCUACUACGACUUCUCCAAGGGGAUCGACCACAAGAAAAGCGAUGACCGGACCUUGGUGGACCGGAUUCUGGAGCCCCAAGACGUGGUCAGAUUCGGGGUCUUCUUGUACACCCUCGGCUGCAUCUCUGCAGCUUGCCUGUAUUGCCUCUCCACCCUCAAGCUGGAGCAUCUGGCCUUGAUCUACUUUGGAGGCCUCUCCAGCUCCUUCCUUUAUACUGGAGGCAUCGGCUUUAAGUACGUGGCGCUGGGCGACGUGGUGAUCCUCAUCACCUUUGGGCCGCUGGCUGUGAUGUUUGCCUACGCCGUGCAGGUGGGCUACCUGUCCGUCUCACCCUUGCUCUACGCCGUCCCGCUGGCCCUGAGCACCGAGGCCAUCCUGCACAGCAACAACACCCGGGACAUGGAGUCGGACCGGCAGGCGGGCAUCGUCACUCUGGCCAUCCUCAUCGGCCCCACCCUCUCCUACUUCCUCUACAACACCCUCCUCUUCCUGCCUUACCUGAUCUUCUGCGUCCUGGCCACGCGGUACACCAUCAGCAUGGCCCUCCCGCUGCUCACCGCCCCCCUGGCCUUCUCCCUGGAGAGGCAGUUCCGCAGCCAAAGCUUCGUCAAGAUCCCCCAAAGGACAGCCAAGCUGAACCUCUUGCUGGGAUUCUUCUACGUCUUUGCCAUCCUCUUGGCGCCUCCGGGUGCCCUCCCCAAGCUUUAGGGGGGCACCGCUGGGCUCUGGGUCUGCAGCGGGAAAGUUCCUGUGAGGGGGCCAGGGCUGGAAACUGUGGGUGAUCCCUUGAGAUCUAAGAGCAGCGCAGGUUGGUUAUUCUACCUCCGUCUGCCCUCAGCCAGCUCCCCACCUGCCUUUCGGCUUGCUUACAUCCAGUCCAAGGGGUGGCAGUGGCUGGCAGUUUCCUCCUCCUCCGUCCGUUACCCUUACAGAACUCAGUGAGGAGGAGAACGGCAGCAAAACUAGAACGAGUUGGCUCCACCUCUCAUUGGCUCCGGUUCCGCUUUCUCUGGGCCCGCCUCCCUGCUCAUUUCAGUGGGCACUAGCCGCCCCUGCCUGGGAGAUGCUGGUGGACUUUUCUGGCCUUUCCUCAGACAGAAGAACUGCAGGCUUCGCGAUUGAGCUUUUUGUCUUAACAGCUUAGGGGACUGGGCCGUUGAUCUCGAGUUGUGCCAGCCCUGUAUACUGCCUGUCUCUGUAAGGAUGCUACAACCGUGGCGGGGUUUUUUUUGUCUUGUUUAGAAAACCAGAAAUAAAUAUAUAUAUAUUAAA